CGCGGGGGGGCGGGGCCUCAGUGUCCCACCUGGAGUGACUGACAGCGAGGCAGAGCUGUGCGAGCGGCCCCGAGUCCCUGGUCAGAAGCACUGACGGACAGACAGAGCUGUGGCAGGAGGCGGGUUAGAUUUUCUUUCUGUGGAUUAAUACCAACAUUUCCCGUUGGUGAUACCACCGGCAGUGGCUGCUCCAGCUGUACAUUCGUGCCAAUCGUCGUGAGUGACCUUAGGUCCAGUGCUCAGAGAGCGGGUUGUCCAGUAACGGGACGACUGAGCUCGCAGAGGAAGGAAGAGGAAAGGAGAGACCCAACGACCCGAAACACACACCGGGACCGGCACCGGCACCGGCACAGCAGCCGGGUCGCAUGGCGUCUAGCAAGCCGAGCCCGAGGCAGCGCGGCCAGAGGGCAAGGGAGCAGCUGCCCUGUUACUACGAGGGUUUCGUGGAGAAGAGAGCGCAGGGCGAGAAGACAAAUCGGCGGUUCUGGACCUGCCUGUGUGGAGACACACUCUUUUUCUACAACAACUCCAAGGACAGCACAUACGUGGAGAAGCUGGAGCUCAGCGGCUUCGUCUCUCUGACAGACGACAGCAGCCGAGACAAGAACCUGGAGGCUGGGCGGCUCAGCCUGCGCAUGAGAGAUGGGGAGAUUAAACUGACGGUGCCCAGUCUGGAGGCUCGCGAGCUGUGGAAGGGAUUCAUCCACUCAGUUGUGAAGGUCAGUGAAAAACCUCUUUAUGUCUAA
Molecule: messenger RNA, 746 nt
Organism: Lepisosteus oculatus (spotted gar)
Lineage: Eukaryota; Metazoa; Chordata; Actinopteri; Semionotiformes; Lepisosteidae
Source: RefSeq, a predicted model, not a curated record